This is a messenger RNA of Larimichthys crocea (large yellow croaker), 1752 nucleotides long. It is a transcript of the gene bag1, whose product is annotated as BCL2 associated athanogene 1. Gene Ontology annotation, cellular component: membrane; nucleus; cytoplasm. The transcript has 7 exons. Gene Ontology annotation, molecular function: adenyl-nucleotide exchange factor activity; protein-folding chaperone binding. Gene Ontology annotation, biological process: protein stabilization. NCBI's taxonomy places the organism in Eukaryota, Metazoa, Chordata, Actinopteri, Sciaenidae. The record is from RefSeq and is a predicted model, not a curated record. Bases 140 to 793 code for a protein of 217 amino acids.
UCUGAGCCUUCGAAGAUCAAAGGAAAACAUUCUGACGUCACAUGACGUCAUGACUCACUCAGGGUCACUCUGUACUUACUUGGUUGAGUUGGAGCAGUGAAUACCAGUUACCAGGAGAUUUAAGUGGAAACAUUUACAAAUGGCAGAAAUGGCAGAUGCGAACAAUGUGAAGAUUUCUUCUGCUGACAGCAGCCGUGCUAAAGAAGGAUCUACAAAGCACAGCAUCACAUUAACCGGCCAGGAUGAUGGCAAAGGCCCCAUUGUCAAAGACCUGUCAGAUGCUCUCACUCAAGCUACUGGAGUCCCACAGACCUCACAGAAACUCAUCUUUAAAGGAAAAUCACUGAAGGACAUGGAGGAGAGUCUGUCCAGCUAUGGAAUAAAAGAAGGUUGUAAACUCAUGCUGAUUGGAAAGCGGAACAGUCCUGAGGAAGAAGCUGAACUGAAGAAGCUUAAAGACAUUGAGAAAUCUGUGGAGCAGACGGCUAAAAAGCUGGAGAAGGUAGACGGGGAGUUGACCGGACUCAAGAAUGGUUUCCUGGCCAAAGACCUCCAAGCAGAGGCGCUGGGUAAACUAGACCACAGAGUGAAAAUAGCAGCGGAACAGUUCAUGAAGAUCCUGGAGCAGAUCGAUGCUUUGAGUCUCCCAGAAAAUUUCAACGACUGCAGGAUGAAGAAAAAGGGACUUGUAAAGACAGUGCAGGAUUUCCUGGCCCAGUGUGACAAGAUCGAGGCUUGUAUAUCAGACCACCUAUCAAAGAUCCAGUCGAAAAAUCUUGCCCUGGCGGAGUAGAGCUACAAAAUCUUCUAUACUGUGUGCUAUACAUUGCUCUGUGAGCAACUGCAAAAUGUACAGAAAACUUCAAGUGUGGAGCAGCUCCUUGUCUAUUUAUUGUUGACGUGACGUGUAUGAAAGAGAACCCUGUGAACAGAAGAGGAGGCUGGUUAUCGGCGCCGAUCCUGGGCACAGCUGGGCUACGUUCUCCGGGUUAAAGACACAUGAAGUGCUCCUUGAGAUAUUGUAACCACAGUCACUCUGUGAAAGGAUCAGAGGUGCUUUGAAUUGUGGCUAAUUAUGUAAAGAAUCCAAUCUUAUCAAGUUAUCGGUUCCCCUAGUAACUCACAAAGUGUCCAAUAACAGAGAAAAUAGGUUUGUUUUUUUCUUCUUGUUCUGAUAUACCAACUGUGGCAGUUUGUACACACAUUUCCAGAAGUAUGUGGACACCCAAACAGCAUUAAUCCCUGCCACUAGCACAGGAUUUUAGGAGACUAGCAGCAGGGAUCAUCAGUGAGGUCAGGCUCUGAUGUUAGGCAUCCCAGUGGUCGUAGCUCUGUGCAGGCCAGUCAAGUUCAUCAGCAAACUGGGGGAAACCAUUUCUUCAAAGGCAUUAGAUAAAAUGAGCAUUUUAUAAAUAAAUCUGGAAAAUAAUUGUUACAACCUUAGCCCAAACAUUUAAAAAAAACAGCCUGCUGUCCACAUACUUUUGGCCAUUUAGUGUAUAUUUAUCACUCUACAUUGAGUCAGCACCUUUUGUUAAAUCCAGUGACUGAUCCUGCGUAAUCUUUUUUAAUUAAUGUGAACUGUGGAAUUGGUCUUGCAUCACAGGGACGGACACAUUGAUUUUGCUUUUGUUUUAAAAUUAAAAAAAAGAAAUCUUCUGGAAAAAUGAAUAAAGCAUUGGUGAUUCAUGUCAGAACGCAGUUUUAAUCUUUUAAUUUCCUACAAAAUACAAACGAUUCAGUAAAAGCAAA